This is a messenger RNA of Centropristis striata (black sea bass), 1246 nucleotides long. RefSeq names its product prostamide/prostaglandin F synthase-like. The coding region runs from base 57 to 962 and encodes 301 amino acids. The transcript has 9 exons. The record is from RefSeq and is a predicted model, not a curated record. NCBI's taxonomy places the organism in Eukaryota, Metazoa, Chordata, Actinopteri, Perciformes, Serranidae.
CUGUCUCACUCUCACUAUCUCACUGAUAAGAAGCUAUUACAAAACAAAGUCAGAAAAUGGCUGAAGGAGCAGACCCGACUGGAGCGAAAGCUCUCACAGCACUUGUUGAAAAUGGAAAAGCUCUGCUGGACCUCGCCAAGAAGGAGAGCGGGGAAGGGACUCUGCAGGAAUAUAUCAGACAGAAAAUCCGCAUAGAGCAGAAACAGUCUCUGCUGGGUCUGAUUGAAGCUGCUGCAGAUAUGUACAGAAGUUUGUCUGUUAAGAGGAAAAAGGAUGCAGAGGACCUCUGGAGAAAAAACAAUAACUGUGCUGCUUUACGGGAAGCCAUGCAGGACUUACAGCAACUAGAAGUGCAGUGGGAUGCCUUUCUGCAACAUUUGGAUGAUGAGUUACAACUAAGUGCUGAAAUACUGGACAGAGAACAUCAGUCAAAAUAUAUUUCACCAGAUACAUCUCUCACUGAUGCCAGAACAGGAGAAACAGUGACAUUAAAUAAAUAUCUUGAAGAAGGCAGAAAGACAUUGCUGGUGCUAAUCCGUCAGUUCUCCUGUCUACUCUGCCGUCUCCACCUUAAAGAGCUGGAGAAGAAUCAGAGGUCCUUGGACGCACACUUCAUUAAAGUGGUGGUGGUUUCAUUCGGCUGCCAGGAGGGAGCUUCACACUGGCUGCAGGAGACUGGCUGUCAGUACGACAUGCUGCUGGACCCUGAGCGGAAGGUAUAUGCUGCAUUCGGCCUGGGAGCGUAUCUGAAGAAGGUGUUAAACUUCAGCAACAUGCUGCACUAUGCAGAGUACGUGGUGGACAACAUGGAGUUUCCAAGAGGGCUUCCGUUAAUUCAAGACGACAUGUUUCAGCUGGGAGGCGACUUUGUUUUGGACGAACAAGGGAGGGUGCUGUUCUCUCACCGCUGCCAGAGUCCCAUAGACAGACCCUCAGUGGAGGAUAUUUUAUCUGCACAGUGAAGAUGAAUCUCCUUCCUGCACCACACAGGUUAAUUAAAAGGAAAAGAAACAAGUGAUGCUGAUAAACAGCUGGGAAUAUGACUUAUUGCUAGGCCAAGCUGUAAAGUUAUAAAUAUUAUGACAACAAGCUUUAAGCAACAAACUUAAAGGAUUUGACUUGUCUAUAACAAAUAUAAUAUUACAUUUUACUGUACAUUGAGUAUUACUUUUGUAAAACUACUGGUUCAACUAAUUUUGUAUUAAAAAUCUAAAAAAAGACAAUAAAUCUCUUCAAUAAAGCUGUA